Molecule: messenger RNA, 3132 nt
Organism: Oncorhynchus masou masou (cherry salmon)
Lineage: Eukaryota; Metazoa; Chordata; Actinopteri; Salmoniformes; Salmonidae
Product: WD repeat-containing protein on Y chromosome-like
Exons: 20
Coding region: 1-3132 (1043 amino acids)
Molecular function (GO): protein binding; calcium ion binding
Source: RefSeq, a predicted model, not a curated record
AUGGGUACCCUAAGAGGUAUCAGUGAUGCAUGGGAGGUCUACGAAAGGGAAACCUCCAGCAGCAGCACUUGUGAUGCAGGCCAGAAUGCCUGUACUCAGGAGGAACUCGGACUUAAACACCUGCUGUUACUGAGGGAUGCGUUUACCCGUCACACAACCUCAGACAGGGGGUCCCGGCGGAGUUGUAGAGGUGCACAGAAAAAGGGAGGAGGAGAAAGAGGGAUGAGUCUGGAGGAGUUCCAGAAUGCUCUGAGUGCUGUGAUUGGUCCAGACAGCCAGAGCGGGUGGCUGGAGAGGGUCUUCAAUGAGAUUGACGUGUCAUGUGAUGGCUAUGUGGAGUGGGAGGACCUGUGUAGCUACCUGCUGCAGCAGUGCAGAGAGAGAGACCACACCUCAAGGCCAAGAGGCGCUCUACUAGACACUGAACCACUCAUCAAACACUGCUCACACAACAAGCAGGAGCCCACUAUCUGUGUAGUGGCUGUUCCCCAUCCUCCCCCCCUCCGCUACAUCAGUGUCAGUAAGAGGGGGCUGCUCACUGUGUGGAACAACCGACUACAAGUCCUCAAGACUCUGGAGCUGGCUGGAGACCCUGCAGAGCAAGGGGUUAACAGAAGGAUGUUCAGGGGCUGGACCACUGAUGCUGUCUACCUGCCCAAAGUCCACAAGGUUGCCAUAGCAACCAGCAGCAGGGACCUCCACUUUGUUGACGUGUCCACGGCCAGCUGCUUUGAGGACAUCCACUUGUUUGGGUUCCCCAAUGUUCCAACCUCUCUCUGCUACUGGCAUGACAUAAAGUCUCCAGGGGGGCGCUCUUUGCUGCUGUGGGGAGAUGAAAAGGGAGGGAUCCAUCUGUUGUGGUUCCUCCAACUCCAAAAUGGACUGUUUGAGAGCCCCUUCACUGAGGACAAUGUCCCUCAGAGGAUUUACAUGCAGGAUAUUGGUGACCACAGCCGCCUAGUCUCCUACCAACAUAUCCCCACAGUCCACCAGGAACCAAUCAACAGGAUCAUUUUCGAGCCCCACACUGACCUCAUCAUGACAUCAUCAGGAAGCGACGCCUCCUCAGUAGUCAUCAUGCAUGUGUCACUCAGGAGAAAACCCUAUGUUUGGAGAAUCAAUAAGGGUGUGACGUGCUUUGAUUUCAGCAGGUCUCUCAACCUAUUGGUGACGGGUGGUCUGGACCCUGCGGUCAAACUGUGGAACUGCUUCAUGACCGCUCGGCCAGUCGCGGUCCUACACGGUCACGGCACCACAGUACUGGACGUGGUCAUCUACCAACCACUGGGACAGGUCCUCAGCUACUCCAAAGAUGCUGAGCUGAGGGUGUGGGACAUCUCCUCCAAUGGCUGUCUGAGGACCGUCCACCUGCAGUUCCCCUGUCUGCAGCCAGGGCGCGCCCCAGAGCACGGCAACUUCCCUUUCCUCUUGGUGGCCCCGCCCUUCCUGUCGCAGACUCCGCCCCAUAUCCUGGUGUCCUGUCGAGACUACCUGGCCAGGCUGAGUCUGGAGAAAGGGGGGAGGGGGGAGGAGCAGGGAGGAGGGGGAAGACAAUGCCAUGGUGCCCCCCUCUCCUGUGCUCUCUACAACCCCACACUGAAACAGGUAAUCGCCGGAUGUGAUGACUCGUCUGUAUCAGUGUGGGACGUAGAAACAGGGAGGCUGCGUCUGAAGAUCACCAGCGCUCAUGGAGAGGAGGAGAUUACCUGCAUGGCGCUAGACUCCUCCCACAGACGACUCAUCACUGGAGCACGCAACGGAACCAUCAAGGUGUGGAACCUAGUGAAUGGCCUCAACCUACACAAGCUAGAGCCUGUCACCCUCUCAGAGGUCACAGGGGUCAUCUGUCUCCAUGACAACCAGUUGCUGGCCGUGGGGUGGAGCCAGCAGGUCGCUCAGUAUGACAUCAAAGGGGCUAAGGAUGUGUUUGUAAGGGCAGACAUGUCAUGGAAGUCAGGUCAGCAACACAGAGCUGACAUCCUGGUGGUUGACCACUGCCCUGCCCUGGGGGUCAUUGCUACGGGCAGCCAUGAUGGAGAGGUCAUCGUCUGGACUUUGGACACACAGAGACCCCUGGUUCGCCUGCGGAGGGCCACUCACUCACUGACAACACCACCUGUGGACGCAUUGCUGUUCCUGCAGCGGAGGGGUGGGGAAAAACACUGGAGAAACACACCUAUCCUCCUCUCCUCACAGGCUGGAGGGAUCUACUGGUGGAGCAUCACUGGACACACACACACUCAUGGUCAGUUCUAUGCCCCUGGUGGAGAGAAAGAGUGUGUGUUGGGGCUGACUUCAGACCAGGAGAACAACAUCCUGGUCACUGGAGACACAGCAGGGUGUGUUCAGGUCUGGGACAUCUCUCAGUACGCGCUAUGCAUCACACAGGAGCCCUCCCCAAGCCACCCUCCUCUCCUGCAGUCCUGGAGGGCCCAUGAGGGGGCGAUAGUGAGUGUUGAAGUGCUGGUGUACACAGAGAGACUCUUCUUCCUCUCUGGCUCUGUGGAUGGGACCAGCAGAGUGUGGACGGGGGAGGGAGGGCAUGUAGGUUCCUUUGGACAGGAACCACAGUGGAGCCUCGCUGACCCAGCCCCUCACCACACCUCCAGAGACCAGGUAAACAACCUGGCUGAGGAGGAGAAGGAAGAAAGGGAGAAGAAGAUUGAGAGUGAAAGUGACCCAUCACAGAGCAGCGAGGUCACAGGUCAAACAUCUGACCUUUUCAGCGGGGGUCCGGGUUCACCGGAGGAAUGGAUUUAUGAAGGGCCUGUAGAGGAAGCCCCAACACCAGAGAACCAGACAGAACCUGUCAGCACAGAGGAGAGCCCUGCUCCAAGUCAUGCUCAACACAUCAGGCUGUAUGGGGGCAUCCAGAGGAAGAUGGCAGUUAGGAGAGAGAGGAGGCAGGUAUUUGGUGACAUCAACGUCAAUAAGCUCUUCCCCAUCGGGGGCUUGUGCACGCCCUUCCAGGCCCUGGCCGUGCAGGACUGUCAGCAGGUGUUCCUGCCGGAGGAUUUACCCAUGAGCCCUUGGAUGCAGCGUCAGACUCUGAGUUGUGUGAGUGAAGCAGGGCUUAGCUCCCUACAGCUGUCAAUCAACAGCAGCUCAGAGCAAGAACAGGAAGCCACCUGA